Phragmites australis (common reed) is the source of this 772-nucleotide messenger RNA. RefSeq names its product large ribosomal subunit protein uL14. Gene Ontology annotation, molecular function: structural constituent of ribosome; large ribosomal subunit rRNA binding. NCBI's taxonomy places the organism in Eukaryota, Viridiplantae, Streptophyta, Magnoliopsida, Poales, Poaceae. Gene Ontology annotation, cellular component: ribosome; cytosolic large ribosomal subunit. Gene Ontology annotation, biological process: translation. The coding region runs from base 141 to 563 and encodes 140 amino acids. The transcript has 4 exons. The record is from RefSeq and is a predicted model, not a curated record.
AUUAUUGGAAGUAAUGAGGGUCAAAUCAAAUAAUAACCGCAAAACCCUAAGGCCAAGCCACCGUAUAAACCAGCCAAACGCCCAAAGCACUGCGCCGCCGCCACGCGCCGUCACUUGCGUCUCCUCCUGCUGCUUCCAAGAUGUCGAAGCGAGGGCGUGGAGGUAGUGCUGGUAACAAGUUCCGGAUGUCACUGGGUCUACCAGUGGCAGCCACUGUGAACUGUGCUGAUAACACUGGAGCCAAGAACCUGUACAUCAUUUCUGUGAAGGGAAUCAAAGGUCGUCUUAACAGGCUUCCUUCUGCCUGUGUUGGGGACAUGGUUAUGGCUACUGUGAAGAAGGGAAAGCCUGACCUCAGGAAGAAGGUGAUGCCAGCUGUCAUUGUGAGGCAGCGCAAGCCAUGGCGCCGAAAGGAUGGUGUCUACAUGUACUUUGAAGAUAAUGCUGGAGUGAUUGUGAACCCUAAGGGAGAAAUGAAAGGUUCUGCCAUCACUGGACCUAUUGGAAAGGAGUGCGCUGAUCUGUGGCCUAGGAUUGCUAGUGCCGCAAAUGCGAUCGUCUAAUGGAAGCUUAAUAGCAUUUCCUUGUGUUAAAACUUAAUGGGAGAGUUCUUAGCUAGUGGAGAAUUUGAUGGCCCUAAAGAAUUUCCCUGAAUGCUGUUUGUGCUGCUGGAUGUUUUCUCUACUAGCAUCGAAGACAUUCUCCCAGCAUCGAUAUGAACUUGUUGCUUAGCCUGACACUUGGCAGAGUUCAAACUUUAUGCUAGGUUUUU